Cryptococcus amylolentus CBS 6039 is the source of this 2022-nucleotide messenger RNA. RefSeq lists its product as hypothetical. Gene Ontology annotation, cellular component: fungal-type cell wall. Gene Ontology annotation, biological process: fungal-type cell wall polysaccharide metabolic process. The coding region runs from base 327 to 1469 and encodes 380 amino acids. NCBI's taxonomy places the organism in Eukaryota, Fungi, Basidiomycota, Tremellomycetes, Tremellales, Cryptococcaceae. The record is from RefSeq and is a predicted model, not a curated record. The transcript is spliced from 7 exons.
GUUGUCCUUCUUCUCAUGCAUCCUGUCGAGUAUAUUCUUACAUCCAUCCCUCUUCGCCUCUCCAUCAGAGCACCAGGCAGCGUCAAAGGCGGCCUUCUGCAAUCGACAACGAGAUCCGAGUAUCCGUGCACCCUUGGCCGUUUCGUCUUGUCUCCCUCAAACGUCCGUAUCUCUGUCACCUCCUCUUCUCAUCUCCCUGUUGCUGCCAUUCGCUGCAUUCUUGCCCCCUUUAUAAUCCUCUGACUAUACCUGCCCAGUAACACACACUCUUUCCACCACCACGCUCAUUACAAAUCCCCGUCAAAUCACUCACAACAACACCCAUCAUGGUGGCCAUCAACCUCCUUCCUCUCUUCCUCGUCCUCCCCACGCUUGCUCUCGCCAGCCACAGCUCUCCCCUCGACGCUCGUAGCCCCCACCGUCGUCUCAACCAUGCGCGUGCCGCAUCCUUUGCUCUCGGGCAAGCCUCCGACUCUGUUGUGAAGAGGGCGGCUUCCGGUAGCAUUGAGGAGAAGAUGGCCAGGAAGAGGGACGGUAAAGACAUGGCCAACUUGGCCAAGAGAGCGGCUGAUGGGACAAAAUGCCGAAAGAGGGGCGAAAGCUACACCCCUACCGGCGUCAGCAGUACGCUCUCGGCCUCGAGCACUGUUGUUUCCUCUACCGAGGUCAUCAGUUCUGCUGUGAGCACGGCCGAUGUGUCUAGCACCCCAGCUUCGAGCGAGGCUGUUGAGACUCCUGCUAGCACCCAGGCGAGCUCUACGGAUGCCCAGUCUUCUACCAUCGUCAACCAGCAAGUUUGGGUCGACGACGCUACUUCGACUUCUUCCUCUGUUGCUGCCGCCCCGAGCACAACUUCGGCCGCUGCUACCUCUACAUCCUCUGCCUCCUCCAGCACCGGCUCGAGUGUGGUCAGCUAUGCCAACUUGACCCCUAACGGGAACAAGGCCGGUCUCAGUGCCGGCGAUGCCUUGCCUUGGGUCAAAGACCACAUUGGAUGGUGGUACGACUGGUCUGCCAAUCCCUCAGGAGACAGUGGAUCUGCUGUAGCUAUCCCUUGUAUUUGGGGUUCCGGUAAAGCCGACUCCACCGACGCCUCUCGCUUGUCCGUCUUCUCCGCCAUCACCAGCACACCCAGCUACAUCAUUGGAUUCGAGGAGCCCGACUGUGAUGCUGGAUCCGGCAGUUCCGGAUUCGACGUUGCCACUGGUAUCGCCUUGUGGGACUCUCUUGUGGCUCCUCAUGGUGACGCGGGCUCUGUCCUUGUUGGGCCUUCCAUGUGCAAGCAGGCCGCCGAGAGUGGGUGGCUCAGCCCCUUCUUGAGCGCUGUUACCAGGAAGCCCGACAUUAUGAACAUCCACGUCAACAAGAACAGUGCCGCCGGUAUCAACACUGAUAUUGACCACUACUGGAACACUUACGGUCUUCCUAUCUGGGUCACUGAAUUUGCUUGCGGUAUGUCCGUGAUAUAGUGAGGGAAGAGACACUGACCGGAGCGUAUAGUCGACGACUCUUCUUCGUUCAUUCCUUGCACUGACCAGAGCGAGAUCAACACCUUUAUCCAGACUGCCGUUGACAUCUUUGAGAACGAUUACAGGAUUGCCGGCUAUGCCUACUCUAACGGUGAUGGUUUGUCUGAUGCGUGGGCCAUGGUGAAGGAUGGCGCUCUGAGCGAGUCCGGCCAGACUUACCUCGCCGCUAUCAGCAAAUACCAUUAAACGAUUGGAUAUCAUGAUUCAAUCAAACAUUCAUGACUCGCUGUAAUCUUUGUUUGACCUUUUUCGGUCGAUACGAAUAUACCCUUCUUGAUACCCUUUGCGUGCUUUGCUUGCUGACCUUUUCUUGUCUUUUUGGUCUUUGUGGAAAGAGAUCUCUGCUGGAGCUUGCGCGAGCGAGAGCUCUGUGGUAGAUUGUCACUAAAUGCAGUCUGAGAUUGUGUACAACAGCCAGCCAAUUUGAGAUACAGGCGAGUCUGAUGGAUCGAGCCCACUUGCCUCAAGAGUUGAAAGUAUUGUCGAAUGUCAA